AUGCUUGCACUCGAGAAAGAUCAACGAGCUCUAAAUGAGUUUCAACCGCCACCAAAUGAUAAAUCUGAACCACGAACGCCAGAGGAUAAUAUAAUUAGAGAUCCCGAGGAUAAUCCGUUUCUUGUGAGAUCAGAGCUUUCUGAAUAUGAUGAGGAAACAACUGAAAAGGAUGAAGAAGAGAACUGUGAUUCUGAGGAGCAGGGUAGUGAUGAGGAUGCAGACAUAGAUGUUUCUGGAGCCACGGGAGCGAAACUAACGGAUGCAUCGAAAACGGAAUAUAAAAAGAUGUAUGAGAAUAUGGACGAAACGCUGAAAUGGAGACUCAAGUCUGGACGAUAUGUGGAAGACGUUAUUUAUGAAUUUGGCUGUUCGUGUCAGUUUGAAGAACCGUCAAAUUAUGAGCUUUUUACAACCGAAGAAAGAGAAGAUAUUAAAUCUAAAAACAUCAAAUGCAAUCCAGAACCUGAAGAAGAUGUGAUAACUUGCCUUAACGCGUUUAAUAAGACAAACGUGCAUGAUAUUCGUGAGGUGAUGGCGCAGUUUUCAAUGCGCCAAGGUUCCGAAUAUACCAUUCAAAAGGACUUUUCAACCGACGUAAUAAUUUAUGCUAUUCAUAGUCUAAAGAAUAAUAAUGGUCAGGCACUGGAAUUCGGAAGUUCAGAAGUAGGGAGGUUCUAUAAUAGCAAGAUGAGAACUAAAUGGCUUGUUGAGAGUGGAUUGAAACUGCCAAAAAUCCUUCGCGAUAUGUUUACUGCGCUCUGCGAUCGGGUGAAAUGGCGAGCUGAUAUAAUUCAGAAUCUAGAAACUGUUGGGACGCGUUAUGAUGUUAAUGUCAUUGGACAAUCCGGAUGGAUAUAUUAUGCGCCUUGCCUUACCAAGGGUAAUAUCUUUGAAAUGCCAGAGAAUGUCGAGUUGUUCGCAUUGGCAUUAGAAUUGAUCAGCGAUGUUUGGAUGUUCAAGAAUUCAAAGAACUAUGAGGUUGGCGCAAAAUAUUCCACUAGAUUUAAAAAAGGUUGGAUUGGUAAACCACAAAAAAGUAGUCAAAAACAAAUUUCCUGCAACAUUCACGACACCUCGCAAACCUCGAAAGAAGCCAUGUAG
This is a messenger RNA of Rhizophagus irregularis DAOM 181602=DAOM 197198, 1101 nucleotides long. The record is from RefSeq and is a predicted model, not a curated record. Lineage: Eukaryota; Fungi; Glomeromycota; Glomeromycetes; Glomerales; Glomeraceae.